Phragmites australis (common reed) is the source of this 1479-nucleotide messenger RNA. RefSeq names its product agmatine deiminase. Gene Ontology annotation, molecular function: agmatine deiminase activity; protein-arginine deiminase activity. The coding region runs from base 180 to 1295 and encodes 371 amino acids. The record is from RefSeq and is a predicted model, not a curated record. NCBI's taxonomy places the organism in Eukaryota, Viridiplantae, Streptophyta, Magnoliopsida, Poales, Poaceae. Gene Ontology annotation, biological process: putrescine biosynthetic process. The transcript has 10 exons.
CUCUCCAACCACACCUGUAUAAAAGAGUCCCGCGAGGCCGCGAGCGGCGGCUCCAGCACAGCUGCACAGGGGUAGGUGAAUUGAGGAAUCCUCAGCUCCCGAUUGCUGGAACACCUGGGUCUGGUGAGAGGAGGGGGAGAGACGGGGUUCAACCUGAAGGGUAGGUAGACGGAGAGAGGAUGGUGAAGGUCAUAGAGGGGUCCCCGGCGAAGAUGGGUUUCCGGAUGCCGGCGGAGUGGGAGCCGCACGAGCAGUGCUGGAUGGGCUGGCCCGCGCGUCCAGACAAUUGGCGGGAGCAUGCUGGUCCAGCUCAAGAGAUAUUUGCGAGAGCUGCAAUUGCCAUUUCAAAGUUUGAGCCCGUCACAUUAUGUGCAAGUGCCGAACAGUACCCCAAUGUCUACAAGCUGAUGCAACAUCAAAGAAACAUCAGGGUGGUUGAGAUGAGCAUGAACGACUCCUGGUUCCGCGAUAUGGGACCUACAUUUAUCACUCGUAAAGGCGGACCAGAUUCAGAACAAACAAUAGCAGGAAUUGAUUGGCAAUUUAAUGCUUGGGGAGGAAUCUAUGAUGAUUGGAGUCUUGACAGUGAUGUUGCCAAGAAAAUAGUCGAGAUUGAAAGGAUCCCUAGGUUUCCACAUAAAAUGAUUCUUGAGGGUGGAAGCAUCCAUGUAGAUGGCGAAGGUACUUGCAUUACGACGGAAGAAUGCUUGUUAAAUCCUAACAGAAACCCCAACAUGACUAAAUUAGAAAUAGAGAAUGAGCUGAAGGAAUUUCUUGGAGUCACAAAAGUCAUUUGGAUACCUCGUGGACUUCACGGUGAUGAGGAUACAAAUGGCCACGUUGACAACUUAUGCUGUUUCAUUAAACCCGGUGUGGUCCUCUUGUCGUGGACCGAUGAUGAGAAGGACCCACAGUAUGAACGAUCAGUCGAGGCGCUAUCGACUCUCUCACAAUCUGUUGAUGCGAGAGGACGGAAGAUAGAAGUGGUGAAGAUCCACGUCCCACGGCCUCUAUACAUGACAGAGGAAGAGGCAGGGGGUGUUGUUUCAACAGAGCAUGCUGUGCCGAGGGAACCGGGCACGAGAUUGGCCGCGUCAUACGUGAACUUCUACAUAGCGAACGGCGGGAUCAUAGCACCGGCUUUCGGCGAUAAGUGGGACAAAGAAGCACGCGAGGUUCUCCGGAAAGCAUUUCCUGAUCAUGAGGUGGUGAUGGUUGAAGGCGCGAGAGAGAUCGUGCUGGGAGGUGGGAACAUACACUGCAUCACGCAGCAGCAGCCCGUGCGCCCAUCGUAGAUGAACGGCGAGAAGAAGAUGCUACACGGUUAUUGAUCCGGUCAUUAUUUGGCCUGAGCAAAUUGUGUGAGAAAUAAAGCCCCGCCAACUGCUGUGGUUUGCAAGUAUCAAACGCGACGCCGGCAGUGUCUUACGCUAGAAACUGCUCUGCCCACCGGCCAGUUGAUAUCCGUGAUUCACCGGU